AUGGACGACGAAAAGAGACCGGUUGAUUCACUUCCAAGUGGCACAGAAUCCAGCCAGGACUCCCCUGACCUGGAAGGCCACCAUGUGCUCGGGCAGGAGAUCUCCCACGUCGAAUCUGUCUGGGUGGCAGAUGGGCUCCCUCUCAUGCGCGAGGCGGCCAUGGUCUUUGUAGUCUGCAUGGCCCAGUUCACAACCCAGUCCGCAUUUCUGGCAACACUGGUUUUGCUUCGCGAAAUCGGCAGCAGCUUUGGGGUCGAGGACCCGCCCAGCCUUGCGUGGUUGGUAGCUGGCUUCUCCCUCACUAUUGGAACCUUCAUCUUGUUCUCCGGCCGGCUGGGAGAUGUCUUUGGCUACAAGCGAAUGCUCCUCAUCGGAUUUGGCUGGUUCUCCAUCUGGUCGAUAGUAGCGGGCCUGAGCGUAUACUCGAACUACAAACUGGCCGUAGUCGCCCGCGUUUUCCAGGGAAUCGGCCCCGCCAUCACCCUGCCCAAUGGUGUUGCCAUCUUCGGUGCAUCCUACCCGCCCGGCCACCGUAAAGCCAUGGUCUUCGCCUUCUUCGGAGCCGUCGCCCCCAUCGGAGCUAUCUUUGGAGGCUUGUUCGGGUCCCUGCUGAGCCUCGUCUGGUGGCCCUGGGCCCAAUGGGUUCUGGCCAUCUGGCUCUUGGUCCUCCUGGUUCUCGGCCAUUUCGUUGUUCCUGAGAUCCCACGCAAGCACUCGCUCCCCACCGGAUGGAAAGACUGGGUGGUCUCGCUGGACCUUCCAGGAGCCGUCGUUGGAGUGGCCGCGCUUAUUCUCUUCAACUUCGCGUGGACCCAGGCACCAAUCAGCGGCUGGGUCACACCCACCGCGCUUGUGCCCCUCAUCCUUGGUCUUGUGCUCUUCGCCGUCUUUGGUUACAUCGAGUUCCGGCUGAGUCCCCAGCCGCUGCUUCCAUUCGAUGCCGUCACUGUUGACACAGCGUUUGUGCUGGCCGCUCUGGUCUGUGGCUGGGCCACCUUUGGCAUCUGGACGCUGUACCUUGUCCAGAUUCUCCAGGAUAUUCGCGGUCUUUCGCCGCUUCUGACUAUCGGAUGGAUGUCCCCCGUCACCAUUGUUGGCGCCUUGGCUGCAGUUGUGACGGGCAAAUUACUUGGACCCUGGCAGGUCCGGCCGUCAGUGGUUAUGACCAUGGCUCUUACAGCAUUUACAAUUGGUGUGAUUCUCACCGCCACGGCGCCCACAGACCAGAUAUACUGGGGCCAGAUCUUCUUUGCGAUUCUGGUGAUGCCGUUUGGCAUGGAUAUGAGUUUCCCCGCGGCCACACUGAUUCUAUCCAACAUCGUCGCAAAACACCACCAAGGCGUUGGCGCGAGUCUGGUCAACACGGUCGUCAACUACGGCAUCGCGUUGGGUGUGGGAUUCGCUGGUACCGUUGAGGUCCAUGUCCACGGCACGGCUUCAACGCCGGAAGAAAAGCUGAGAGGGUACCGGGGAGGCCUCUGGAUGGGUGUUGGGCUCGCUGGUGCGGGAAUGAUGAUUUGCAUUGUUUUUGUUCUGAGGGACUUCUUGAUUAAGCGGAAAAAUUGA
Molecule: messenger RNA, 1566 nt
Organism: Clonostachys rhizophaga
Lineage: Eukaryota; Fungi; Ascomycota; Sordariomycetes; Hypocreales; Bionectriaceae
Source: the annotation of a GenBank genome assembly